Messenger RNA from Bactrocera neohumeralis, 15625 nucleotides. It is a transcript of the gene fne, whose product is annotated as ELAV-like protein 2. The coding region runs from base 4298 to 5416 and encodes 372 amino acids. Gene Ontology annotation, cellular component: ribonucleoprotein complex. The record is from RefSeq and is a predicted model, not a curated record. Gene Ontology annotation, molecular function: RNA binding. The transcript is spliced from 8 exons. Lineage: Eukaryota; Metazoa; Arthropoda; Insecta; Diptera; Tephritidae.
UCAGUACGAGUACGAGUGCGGUCUUCGACGUAUCCAAAAGCAAACGCGGCUCUUUUUUAAGCGCGUUUUGUAUUAUUCUACUCAUAUAAUUUAUAAUUUGCGUCGCUAUAUGAUUUCUCCUUGUUUCGUAGAACAACAACAACAAAUAAACAAACAAGAAUAACGGUAAACAACAGGCAGCAAAGGUUACUGAAACGACAGCAGCAGCAGCAAGCGCAGCAGCCGGUGCAGCAAAGUGAAUCGUAUAAGCAAUUCUUCUAUUGUCGGCAAGAUUUUCAUUUUGCGCGAACAUUUCAAGUAUUCCAAAAAAUUCAAAAUCCAAUAGCCGGUGGCUGAACGGCAAAUCACGAUCUGGCAGGUGCGUGCAAAACAGUAAGCAAACCAAUAACAACCGUUAGUUUGAGCAACAUUACGUUUCAGCGUCGUAGCAGCCACACACACUUCCAAGUUGUCAAAAUCAUUCAUGCAAUCUUCACAAUUCUUCAAGUUUUGAGUCAUUAAACAAAAGCUCCAAACUUAAUUUGGCAACUUUUCAAAGUUUUUUUGGAAAAUUUGUUGCGCUUUAACGGCAUCUCAGUUGGCCUUCCACCAUUGUAUGCAUAUCUCGGCUGAAACGCCGAAAUUUUUCAAAACAACAACACCAACACAGCGUCAGUAUUGAAGCAUCAAUCGAGCGUAAUUCGCGUAAAGUCAUCUGAGAAUUCCAGCGUGAAGAUUUUAUCGUCGAACAGCUGUUCAGCUUAUACUUUUGCCAACAACGGCUCUAAACGGGCUGCUUGAUUAUACGAUCCACUGAGCAAUCAACAGCAAAAAGCUAAAGAGCAGACGAAAGAGAAAAAAGCAAUCAUUAAGCGAAAGUGAUAUAUCUACGAAUAUCAAAACAAUCAUAAAGCAAAUGAAGAAUUCGUGAACAUUUUUGCACAAAUACUUUUAAAAAGGCAUUACUAAUCGAUAUAUUUUCAUAUAUAUCGAUAAUUAAACAUUUCAAAAUAUUUUACGAUAUUUUCCUAGAAGUCAAACAUCUUCGGUUGUUCUUAUAUGAUUUCUUGAAACAGCCAAGCGUCAAGCGAAUAAAAAUCACUGACAUUAAAAGUUAGCAUUCCAAAUACAUACGCGAGCAAGAGCGAAGGAGAGAGUGCACAAAGGCGAGAGUAUAUAAAGGUGACAACAAAAUAGCGAACGAGUUUCCUAGUUGUGAAUUCAAAGUGAUUUAAAUUUAUAGAAAAAGCGAAGCGAAAAUUAAAAAAAAACCUAUUAUUUGUUCGCCAAAAGACAAAGCGCACCAGCGAAAGCUCAAUAAAAAGCUGCCAAGCUUAAAAGCUAUAGAGUGAUUUGCGCCCAUAAAAGAAGAGUGAAAUUAUAACGGCAGUCAUUAUCAACGCAAUAGAAAAGCAAUUUAGUACGGUAUCAUUAAAACAGUAACAAUAAGAACAACAAAAAAUAUAAAAAAUUAAAAUAAUUUAAAAAUAAAAACAUUUACAUAGCAAAUAUACUACUAUCACUACUACUACUACUACUACUCUACUACUAUUUCUACUACCAAAAGUAAGCAAGCUUGCGUGCCGCCCGUAAAUAGUCGGAGCUGGCGCAGCGUUGCAUUUCAAGCGCAAGCUAUACACGAACUGACCACGUACAGUGUUUGCAGUAUUAUUACGUAAAUAUUAAAAUACCAGAAAGUAAUUAAUAAUAAAUAAUAAAAAUUUGUAACGAUUUUUUCGGUGUUUGUGUAUGUUUGUACUUUUCAUAGCGCCUAAAAAUAUACUACAGUACAUAGCAUAUUUGAACAUUAAAGAAUUUAUUCCACGAAAAGUACGCAACGAAAGCGUUGAAUGUCUCGUAAGUCAAAUAGGUGUACAAGUUUUCUAUAAAAAUACAAAAAAAAUAUUACAAAAACAAAAGGGAAAAUCAUUGUAUGGAUGUCUAAGAUUUUAAUGGCAUAAAAACGGAACUGAUUUUAUAUAUACAUAUAUAUGUAAUAACAGUUAUACUAGAAAAAAGACUAAAAUAUAUAAACAAAUACUAGAAAAUUAAAAAAAAGAAACCAUAUUUUAAACACCAAAAGUGUUGUAAACAAGAUUUUAGACGAAAGUGAAAACUUUUCGAAAACAAGCGUACUUCCAACGACUACAAAAGACGACGAAUACAGCCACGUUAUUACUGUGUGUGAGUGCGCGCAAAUAAAUCGGUUAACAUUAGCAGCUUAAAAAGGCCAAAUUUAAACUUUUUAAACGAAUAAUAUUUACAAAAAGAAGUCGUCGUGUAACGCAAACCGCCAAUGCGACAAGUGAUUAUCGCACAUUAAAUAGAAAGAAGUGAUUUCAGCGUAUGAGUGAACAUUUUUUAAUGAUUUCAAAUAUUUUAAACUUUUUCAAAAAUUACGUCAAAUUUAUGCCAACAAAUAAUUGACUUCAACAAGUACGUAAAUAGACGAAAAUAAUAUUUUAAACAUAUAUGCUUUAAGCUUACUAAAAACCUAAAUGAAAACUGCAUGCAAACACGAAAAAUAAACUUACAGUGAAAUUGGCAACAUAGCAAGUGGUGUGCAAGCGCGCUAUACAAAAACGGCAACAGUGUGUAUCGAAACUUGUGAAAGGAGCCGAGGGUAAGCUAAGUAAAGCAAGCGAUUUUGUUUGUGUGAAAAUUGGCAACGUAGAGAGAGAGUGGUGAGCAAAAUUGCAACUGGACAGCCUGUAAAGUGAUUUUAUAUACCAACUAUACAAAUAAAUGAACUUAUUUACUAAUAAAUAGCAACACAACAAAACAACUGAAGCAAAGCAGCAAAAGUGUAGCAGUCGACGUGAAAAAAUAUUGGGAUUGAUUAUUUCAACGUGAGCGCAAUCGUGCAGUUGUCAAAAAGGGAGUAGAAACUCUGUGAGUUAGCAAAAUCAAGAGAGCGGCGAAGUAAAUCGAGAUCCAAGAGAAUCUUGCAAAUCUACACCACCAAAUAAAACCAACUAUACUAAACUAAAGAGAAUAGUAGCAGAGCAAAACAAAUAUCCAUAAAAAGGAGCUAACGAAUAAUCAUAUUAAAUUUAUACAAAGAGAAUAUAAAACCAACAGUUUAUAACAACAACAAUAUAUAUAUAUAUAUAUCUAUAUAUAAAUAUAAAAACGUGACAUACAAAUACCAAUGUUCCAUAAAGCACCAGCAGAUCAAGAGAGCAACAGCACCAACAGCAGCAGCAGUUAAGAGAGAAAAAGAGAGAGUAAAGAGAGAACUUAAUACAACAUAAAAGCAAAUUUUUAAAUAAAAUCUUAGUGAGCGGAGAAUAUAAAUUAUAUAAAAAUAUAAAUAUUGCUGUCUUUUUGCAUUUUUGCAAUUUUAUAAAAAACAAAAACAAAUAAUAAAAAAGCAAAUAUUAUAAUAUAUAUAUACUAUAUAUACUUACAAAGGCGAAUCAAUACACGAACAAUCCUUUGAGAAGCAGAGAUACACACUUAACGAACAUAAAGAAUCAUUAGCAAAAUUUACUCUUUUAACUUAAACAACAACAACUAACUAAAGAAAAACCAAAAAGAAAAAAUCAUUGAAAAAUCAAUUUUACUAAAAAGCAAAAUUUUAGCGAAAGAAACUCAUAAACACACAUACAAAGAAACGCGCGUAAAACGAUCGUAGUUGAUCUAAAACCCAUACACCAAGCAGCAACGCAGAGCGAAAGCUACCAAAAACGCACGAAAGCUCAAAGUGGCCACAAGCGAAAGCUCCACGCCAACAACACAGUGUAAAGUCUUCUAGUCAAAAAACAAAAAAACAAAAAAACAAAGAAAGAAAGUAAAUAAAUAAGCAAAGCUAAAACUAUUUGCAAUUUGUGUAAAGAUAAUUUUUAGCGAAAGCUUACUUAAACUAACUUACAUACAUACUUACUUACUUACAUACUUAAUUUCCAACGGGACUUGUGCAAAGCGCAAUCAAAGCUCUUAUAAAAGAAAUAUUUAAAUUAAAUUAAAUUUAAGCGACAUUUAAACAAGCAGUGAGACUAAAUACUAAGCAACAACAAAUCAUUCAUACAAAUAAAGCAACUAAGCGCUAAGCAAACAGUACAGUUAGAUAGCCAGGCGAGCGUGCAUAGUUCAAAAGCGAGAAAGUGCGUGUGUAGGCAGAUCAUAGAUCGUGUGCCAACAGCAAGGAAGAGUUAGGCGAGUAAGAGAGAGCACGCGUUCGAGCGCACACAACCGUUGAGAGCGAACUUCAAAAUUACGCCCCAAAAGCAAGCAAGCGCCGCAACAAGCAGCAGCAGCAGCAGCAACAACAGCCGUUAAUAAAAAGCAAACGCCACAAGCAAGCACCGGCAAGAAAAUGACCAACGCCAUGGAUAUUGUGAAGAAUGGCAGCGCCAAUGGCUCCGUCGAUGGCAGCUCGGAUGAGUCGCGCACCAACUUGAUUGUGAACUAUUUGCCACAGACAAUGACGCAAGAAGAGAUGCGUUCGCUCUUCUCGAGCAUUGGCGAAUUGGAGAGUUGCAAGCUUGUGCGCGACAAAGCCUCAGGUAAUUUGGUGUUGCCAGCUUCGUUGACCGCACUCAAUCCGGCAUUGCAGCAAGUCGGCCAAAGCUUGGGCUACGGUUUUGUUAACUAUGUACGCGCCGAGGAUGCUGAGAAGGCCGUUAAUACAUUGAAUGGCUUGCGUUUGCAGAAUAAAGUGAUUAAAGUAUCAUACGCCCGUCCAAGUUCGGAAUCAAUAAAGGGUGCUAAUUUGUAUGUAUCGGGUCUUCCCAAAAAUCUAUCACAACCAGACUUGGAGGCACUAUUCGCAUCAUAUGGCAAGAUAAUUACAUCUCGUAUACUCUGUGAUAAUAUUUCUGGUCUAUCGAAAGGUGUCGGUUUUAUACGUUUCGACCAACGCAACGAAGCCGAGCGCGCUAUACAGGAAUUAAAUGGUAAAACGCCCAAAGGUUACACCGAACCAAUUACUGUUAAAUUUGCCAAUAAUCCCAGCAAUAGCGCCAAAGCUCAACUCCCACCACCAUUGGCCGCUUAUUUGACACCACAAGCGGCUGCCGCAACGCGUCGACUCGCUGGCGCACUGCCAUCGGCUGGACGUAUAAGCAUUGGAAAAAGCCCGAUGUUAGCCAUUAACAAGGGUUUGCAAAGAUACUCACCAUUGGCUGGUGAUCUCUUGGCCAAUUCGAUUUUGCCCGGCAAUGCAAUGACCGGCUCCGGCUGGUGUAUAUUCGUUUACAACCUCGCACCCGAAACGGAGGAGAAUGUCUUGUGGCAGCUGUUCGGCCCAUUCGGUGCCGUCCAAUCGGUCAAGGUUAUACGUGAUUUACAGACGAGCAAAUGCAAGGGUUUCGGUUUCGUGACCAUGACGAAUUACGACGAAGCGGUUGUGGCAAUACAAUCACUCAACGGUUAUACACUCGGCAACAGGGUGUUGCAAGUUAGCUUUAAGACAAAUAAAACCAAAACCGCUUAAGUGAACUUGAGUGGUGUUAAGAAGAAGAAGCAAAACAACAGCAACUAUAGGAAAAACAGCAAGAAUGUGAAGGAAAAUGAAAGAGAAGGCAAAACGGCGGUAGUGAAAGAGAACGGGAGCGCAAGCACAAGCAAAGUGUUGAUGAAAGAGAAGUAGAAGUAAAGCUUUGCAAAAAUAUGUGAGAGAUAGAGCAGGAGUUGAGAGCGUGAAAUUAGUGAAAGGAAAGCAGGAUAAAUAAGCAUGAAGUGUAAGCAACAACUAGUAAACACCGCAGUUCAACUAAACAACAGCAAAAAAGUUAAAAACAUGCAAAAAAAAAAUAUUUAAAAAAUUUACAUAAAUUAUAUACACAUAUUAUAUAUGAAGCUGUAGUUAUGUGUGCAAGAGAGACAGCUGAAAAAUAUUAACUAUACAAAAAGUGUUGAAAAAUGAAAUUGAAAUUUACCACUAGUCACACAAAAAAUUAAAAAAAAAGCAAAAAAUAUUUUUCAUUGAAGAAAAUUAGUAAAAAUUAUAAGUUGUGCAAAAUUAAAUUUAGUUUUGUAGUAUUUAUUGAAAUUCGAAAAUUUGUUAGCAAAAAAUGUAAGAGAAAAAUACGAAAAACGGAGCAGAGAACGGCAUAUGGCAAAAGGGAGUAGGGAAAGCGUGAAAUUGUUUGCACAACGCAAUGCUUUCUAGCAAUAUUUUUUUGUGUGUUCAAGCGAGCCGAAAGUAGUUGAGCGUGAGAGCGAGAUAACAGCAGCAGUAAGUGCAAAAGCUUUGCCAUGAAUAGCAAACGGCCAAAAGGCUUAAAAGAGCGCAGAGAAAUAAACCAGCGUGAGCGUUGAAAGAGCAAAGCGAUGCUGCCAGAUGUCACGCUGCUAAUUGGUAUGAAGCAAAAGCUUUGCAUGGCAACACCCGAUCAACACUGGCACAAAUAGUUUAACACAAAAAUCAACCCUGAAAAUAUUCAAAAGAAAAAUGGAAAUUCUCAAAACCUAAAGAAAGGGAAAUAAAAAUAAUAUGAAAAUAAAAAUAAAGCAACAAAUAAUUCUCAAACUCAUCGUAUAACUACUUAUGCAUAUAUAUAUAUAAAUAUAUAUUUAUUACUUAUUAUUAACUAUUAUAAUUAAAUAACUUAAAAUUAUUAUGUGGAAAAUAUUUAAGCAAAAUUUAUUUAAACAAAAUACUUAGUCACACUUGUAAACCCACUUUUUAAACUAAUUACUUAAUUGUACUUAAUUAAAUUGUAUUUGUAUUUGUAUUUGUCUAUCAUAUAUAUACAUAAACACACAUAUAUAUAUAUAUAUAUAAAUUUAUGAAUUUUCGUAAUUAAUUAAUUUAUUAAUUUCGUAGUUUCAAAACAAAAACAAAAAAUGCCGAGAGAAAAUACUUAAAAAUCUAAUUAUUAUAAAUUCAUAUAUUAAUUAUUGCAUGAAACAUAAAUAAUGAGAGGAAAAAUAAAACAAAACAAAAUAAACAGACAUACACACACACAAAGUAAAGCAACCGAUACGCAUAUUUUACAGCAUAAAAUAUUUAUAAAAUAACAGUAUCAAAACAAAAACAAAAACAAAAAACCAAACAAAUAAAAAUAUACAUACAAUACAUAAAUUAAAUAAAAUACAAAAAAACAAGCUAUUUGCUAUUAUUAAAUUAAUUAUUAUUAUUAUUAUAAAUUUAUUAAUUGAUAUUGCCAUGAAAUUAACUAAAUAAAUGUGUGAAUUAUUUGAAAUUUUAAAACCGAGUGCAAAUUACAUCUAGAUGGCAACCACGCGCCACGUGCGCAAUACUGAUUGGCUAUAGCAAUUGUGGAGUGUGAGCGAUUAGCAUAGCGGAUAGAGGAGGGAAGCCAGUGUGUGGCGAGAGUGAGAGAUAGAACGAAAGCGAGAGCAAGAGAAACAGAAUGCUAGGAGGUAGAACGAAAAAGACAGAAAGAGAGAGAGAAGAAAAGAAGCAAAAGUUGAGUGAGAGUAAGAGAUCGAGAGAAUGAAAGAGAGCUCCAAUGUUGCAAAGGAGAGAAGGAGAAAGAAGUUGUACUGAGAGAAAAAGAGAGGAAUAUGAGAAGGUAGAGCGGAAAUAAGGAGAAAGAGAAGCAGGUUGAUCGUUAUAAAAAAGCAAUGAGAGCAGAGCGUCGCGCAAAUUAGUAUAACAGCUGAACAAUGUAGACGCCGAGAGUGCUAGCUCGGGAAGCUGGUGCAGUGGCUUGUAAAUGCUAGUAAUAUUAAAGUCGUGAUAGUGAACGCAAUUGCACAAGAAGUGCACACAGCAAUUGUUGUGGCUUGUAUAAAAUAUUUUCGAGCGAGUGCGAGUGAUUUGAGUGUGAAGUGUGUAUUGAAACAGGUAAGAGCAAAACAAUAUUGGCGGGAGCCGGGAAGUAAAAUCAUGAAAGCCAGAGAUAUUUUGUGUAAUGAUUUAGUAAAGUUUCACACCCAGAAACUGAACAAAACUGUAGACACAACUUUACAAAAACGAUCAGGUGUUACGAUAGCAAAUCCAGUCCGGGCAGAAGUUUGCUGUUACUGAGAAAAGCUUUCGUGUUUUCUGCCAUUUGUCGCUUUUUAUUGAGAUCUCUCUCGUUUUUUUGACUCUCUUUCGUUCUGCCUUUCAAUGGCGCUUCUCUCGAUUUCACUUUCUCUGUCUCUUUCCUUGAGUGAGGCUGCGUAUUUUAGCUUAGAGAUCAUCCUUUGGGUUUAGUGCUGUUUGAGAGCAUUCAUAAUUUACACACUUCACUUCUCUCACUCUACACUAUGAAUCACAACUAUUUAUAGUUAAUCAAAUGCGAUCAAUGUUUUAAAAAAAUAACCAGCAAAUUUUUAUUAAAAUAAAAUAUUAAAUUAAUAUAAAUAAAUAGUCAAAGAAAAAGUAAAAUAUGUAUGAAUGUUUUCGUAAACUAUAGAUUCUUUUAGUUGUCACUUCACGCUUACUAAUGAAAAUUAAGUAGUAGAAAUGUGUAUGAAAAAGGUUAAAAAAUGAGCAUAAAAAAUUUUAUAUUAGAAAUUAUUAUUAAACAAAUCAAUGUUAUAUCAAAAUAUGAGUGCGAAAUGUGAAAGAACUUCUAAGAGCACCAAAGAAAAAUUAAGAGCUAAAAUUAAUUUAAAUUAUUCGUUCCAAUAAGUGAGUAUAAAUUAUGAAUUAGCAUUAUUAAGUGAAAUAAGAAAAUAAAAAAAAAAUCAUAACGGAGUAUUAGGAUGAAACCGUAAGGAAGUCAAAACUAAAACACCAACUUUGAAUAUUAUAAAAAGUUUUUUUAAAAAGUACUUAUAUAGUGAAAUUUAAUAAAAAAAAUAUCAAGAAAAUUCACAAAAAAAUAUGAGAAGAGCGCUGAAAGCUGUUAUUGGAGUGAGAGUACGCUUAUAAAUGACGAGCAGAGAAAGAAAGAAAAAUUUAAGAAGUAAAAGCGAGAAAGAAAAGUAGAAGUAAGAAGAGUACGCGGAGAUCUUAUAAAGAGCAAGCAAAGGAAAGUCGAAACUAGCGGUUAGUAAGAGUGACGAAGUAACAGCAAGGUUAAGAGAGUAUACCGAAUUGUAGGUAGCUAACCGCUGAGUAUGGUGUGAAGCUGUGAAGCAAAGAACUGAAAAGUUAAAACGUGCAUUUCCAAUCAAAAGAGGCGUGAAAUGUGAAAUGCAUUUAAAAUAAAAACAGAAAAUUGACAAAGAGGUAUUUAGAAUAUGACAUUUUUUAUAAACAAAUAGCUAGAAGAGAGAAUAGUAGGGAAAGAAUGUUAGAGUAUCGAGCGGGAAAGUGUGCGGAAGAUAAGUAAGGAGAAGAAGCAGUACACUGAAAGUGAAGUGAGUUGUAAACAUGCAGUUAAAAGCAGGCGGGCGAUUGCAAUAACAAAAUAUUAAGAUAGCAAAAAAUUAAAAACGAAAAUCAACAACUAAUGGCAAUAUUUUCGGAGGUUGAGGCAUUAAGUAGCAAAAAUCCAUGCAUAAGCAAAACGAAAAGUACUAGUACAUGAAAACACAGUACAUAAUACGAGUGUUUAAAUGCAAAUGCAUACAAUAAGCCAAAUUUUAUAAGUGCAGGUGCGCUAAUAGUGAAGCAUGAGUGUGUAGCAGAAAUGCCUGAAAUGUUGCAACAGCACAUUAAAUAGUUUUAACAGAAAAAUGACAACAGCGCAUUACAUAGUUUUAACUGAAAAGUGGCAACAGCGCAUUACAUUGUUUUAUCUGAAAAAUGGCAAUGGCGCGGCAACAUACAAACCAUCAAAAAUGUGUUUAAAAGUAAAAAAAACAAACGUUCAACAAAGGUGAGCUGGUAUAGAGUGUGCUGCAGCUGUUGUGGGCGAGCAGGCAAAGCGUGCAAGUGAGAGGAGAAAAUGUCAGGCAGGGUAUUUUUAUAUUGAAGUUCAGAAAGUGGUUAGAAACUGUAGAGGGGAGUUCUUAUAUUGAAGAAAGAGAGCAAGUUGAUAUGAAUAGGUGAGCGUAUACCUAGAGAGAGUGCGAGUGACAGAGAGACAUUUUAUAAGAAAAAAUAUAGUGUGUUACCAGAGUAGCGAUGAAAAGAAGCACGUCUUGGCCAGUCUGUUGCACAACUGCCUGUCGGCGCAUUCCACUCAACCGUUCACCUCAAUUCUGCCGAACAAUCGAUAGCCACAAAUAUAUAAUCAAGUACACGCAUACUUUGCUCUAUAUCAAACUUGUGUAAUGUGUAGGCAAUGCGCUCAUGUAGGUGCUAAUCGAAAAUGUGUUAUUAAAAAGCUCACUAAUCAUACAUUCAUCUACAUAGUAUAUUAUAUCGAAAAUUAUCACACAUUUCAAUGAAUGUAUUUUAUGUAAUCAAUGUUGAGACAGUAACGAAUCGAGCUCGAUAAUAUCUUUGCGUGUAAAUCAACAAUAAAAACAACAGUACAUACUAUAUAUAACAAUCGAUAUGAUUGGAAUUUAAUUGUUUACAAAUAAAAAUAAGCGAAAGCGAGUAAAAAUAAUAACAAAAAUCACCCUCAUGCACAUACGCAACUAAAAAAUGUUAAUCAUAGCAUCGGAUUUGGAUCGCAUACCGAUUAAAAAUUAUUCAAAACUUAUUACACACAUUCGUAUAAAUGUCAUAAACAUUUGAUGUGCUCAUUAUUGCAUAUGUAGACUAGCCGAGAACCGCUAUAUGCUUGAGUGUAUUGGGAGUCAGCUUAUAGAAAAUGUUUUUCCCAUGUCAGAUACAUAAAUAUAACGUGUGUUUAACCAAUUAGUAGCAUCAAAAAAUAUAAAUAACUGUUAUGCAUAACUGUAAACAAAGGCACACGCAAAAAUAACCAAUAAAAUAAGGUGUGUGUCCAGGAUAGCGAAUAAAUGGGAGCGGGUAGGUGUAUUGGCUAAGAGAGUUGAGAGGGCGAGAGAGAGUAAGGUAGAUAAAGAGGAAAGGACGGGUGUAAAGUGCAAAGGUGGGGGAAAAAAGAAAAAAAUAGCGUAGAAGGUGAAAGAUUAGAGAAAGAAAAGAUUAAGCGAAAAAUCGGUUGUAAAAUAGAAAAAAGUAAGGAUAUGUAAAGAGAAAAGUUAAAGGUUAGAGGGUUGACGAAAGGAGAAAAAGGAUAUAGAGUUUUUGUAAGGUUGCAGAAAUUUCAAUUUAAGGGUGUUUGAUAUAUGAUCGUGAGGGUUGAAGAAAUGGCAGAAAUGAAACUGGCAGGACAGAGAUUGUUGGCGAAACAAAUGUAUAAAAAUAAAAUGCAGAGAAUGUUGACAAAAUAAUGGCAAUAAGCUUUAGUUUCCUACAAAUUUGUGGAGAAGCCAAAAACAGGAACGGAAACGGUAAGAUGAAGUUUGUGAAAUAUAAACUAAAAAAGCUGAGCGAGGAAAAUUUGUAAGGGAUGGUGGCGAUUGAACAUAUAAAGAUGGCAUAUACUAUAUGAAACUGAUGAAAGAGAAAGAGCAUGGCAAACAAUAGUUAAAGUAGAGAGUAGAAAAGUGGUGAGAUAGAAUAUAAGAACAUGCAUGUGAGAUUAAAGAGAAGAAAAGUGAAGAGAAGAGAUAAGAAGAGAAGGGAAGAAAAGAAAACAGAAGAGAGGGGAGGGAAAAAAAGAAGAUAAGGGUAGAGAAUAGAGUUAGAAGAAAAGAGUUGCAUAAAAGCGUAAGAACUUCUCAAGUGAAGUCAAGUGGUAAGUAGGGAUACCGUGUAGAAAUGGGAGGUAAAAUAGUGUCAGUGCGAAGAUUAUAGAAAAUAAAUGCUUAAAAUAGGUGGCAUUCCCUUCCCUUACCAAAUUGAAAAGUAUUAGUCAUCGCGAAAGGUUUCAGUGUGGUUUUCCAACUAGUAAAAAACGUUUGAGCUGCUUCAAAAAACAGUUGGCUAACUUAGUAUAUAUAGUAUAAAACAGCGCAUUUACUUAAAAAUAAAUACAAGCAAACAACGAAAUCAAAGGAGCUUCUGGCCAACUGCGUGAAAAGCACGAAAAUUUAAACAAAAAAAAAAACAGGGUAUUAGCAGAAAAGCUGUGUAGAAGAGUAAAGUAUAAACCGUAAAGGUGGAAGACAUUGAUAGUUGUGAAUGAGUUGCGCGCGCACUCUCUCGCUCUCUCUCUUUUUUUUUCUCAUAAGUGGUUAGUCGAGUUGCAAACCCUUAGGGGAGCGCAAAUGUGCUAUUUUGCAAUAGAGUUUCAAUUGAUAUAACUUUUUGUGGACUUAACAAGCAGUAAGGUGAUGUUUGCUGAAAUCUGCUUGCUUUUGUAUUGCAUUUUAAAAUUUUCUAGCUUAGCCAAGGCACACACCACACAUUCAGCGCAAGCGUCCUAGACACAAACCACCUUCUACUACCCCCAAUGUGCAACCACUAACAUAGAACACACAAGCGACAGGCGAUCUGAAGCAGUUAGCGCAAAUUUUUUAAAAUCAGUAUAGAAAAACUUUAUUAAAAAUAAAAGAUUUUAAGUAAAAAUUCAUAUUUUAACAUGCAAAAACACGUAACAAUAAGCAAAAAGUAAAAGUUAUUGAUGUUAAACUGGAAGCUAGCAGGCGGAAAGGGGCGCCAGGCCACGAAAAUUGCAUUUAUACAAAACACAGUGGCGCCAAUAUUUACGUGUACACAGUGUGCGGCCAAAGCGUGUGCCAGUCAAGCGCCAGCAACCCAAGCACAUACAUGUUUGUAUAUGAAAACUAAGUACUAAAGCAUUUCAAAAUCCCGUAAAAUAUACCGUACCAUAUAAAAUAACAUAAAAUAACUGUACUGAAAACGACACCAAAAAUCCCACUUAGCAAAAAUUCACACUCGUACUGACACUGUCAAAGCAAAAAGCCGAAAAAAUAGUUUAAAAAUAAAUGCGAAAAAUGACAUAAAAUACUACUAUAACUACUACUAUUUUACGAACAGUACAUAGCAACCCAUAAAGCGUAGCAGAAUUUCAGAAUUUAUAUAGUGGAACAAAAAAGUAAAAAGUAAAGCGAAAAAGCAGCAAAGAAACUAGUGAAAAUCGAAAAAUUUUGAAAUGUUGUAGAAUGCAUGAAAAUACACGAAAUUGUCGUCGUAAAUCCAAAAAUAAAAUCAGCUUCCAAAAUUUUUAAGAUACUAGUCAAGUAAGUGUUUAAUAUUAGCAAAAGCAAAGUUUAUAAGAAAAAUCAGCAAAUUGAAAAAUUAAGCAUAUAGCAUUAUAUAACAGUAAAUGUGGUAGUGAUGCGGUAAAAAGCAUUCAAAAACUAUACCGUUAGCUUGGUUAGAUACCAGCAAUUUUUUUGAAAAAUUAAAAGAAAUUAAAAAAUAUACAUACAUACAUCUAUAUAUAUAUAUAUUAACGUGUAAGCAACCAUUUUCCGAAUAAAAAUCACUGAUUUUUCAUAUAUAUAGUAAAUUUUACGCAUAAAUAUAUAUAUACAUAUACAUAUAUAACGUAUUAAAUGUAAAAAACACCACAGCAAAAAUUUGAGAUCAUUAGAGAUAAGAGCGAAUCGAGUUUAUGAUUUGAGUUUAUGUACGUGUAAGAGCUAAGCGCUGAGAGCGCAAAAUUGGAAGAGCCGUAAAGUGUGCGCUGCGCUACAGUGGCGUGCAUAUUUAUGAAACCAGCAAUUUUGCGCGCAGAAAUAAAAAGGAAAUAAAAUAUAUGAGAAAAUUUACAUUAAAAAUAAGAGAGAAAAUUACCGUAAAAGAAAACAAAAAAAUAUUUAUGAAAACAAUUUGAACAAAUUUGUAGUAGAAAACUUAUAUUACAAAAGCAACGCAUGCGAUUUAACAAAACAUUUACUAUCAACUAUGAUUUACUCGCAUAAACAUACUUACAAACUAGUUUCAUGUUUCUCUUAAAUGUUCAAAAGCAAAACGCAAAACGCAAAACGUAAUAAGCGAAAAACAAAUACAAAAGCAAAUUGCAAAAACAAUAAUUAAAAUAUAGCGUGUGUUAGACAAGCUGGCAACACUAUGCAUGAUUAUAACAAUUACCUACGUGUCACAUAAAUACAUAGACGCUUACAAACAUAUAGAGAUAAACACAUAUAUAUAUAUAUAUAUAAAUACAUAUAUACAUGUUUAAUGUAUUUAUAACGGUACUUGUACUAGUAUUUGUGUUCCCCGCCCAAGCACACAAAGCAACAAUGCAAAAAAUGCGAAAAAUGCAAGAAACGAAGAAAUUGACAAACAAAUGGGUGCUUAGAAUGUAUUUAAUUACCUACAUGAUUACUUAGCGAAACUCUCUUAACUGACUGCUGAGAGCGUAGCGUGCGCAAAAUGAGUGCGCAACACAUGGAUGUGCUGCUUAAGCUGCGUGGCUGUUACAAAUACAAAAAGAAAAAACAACAAAUCGCCAAUAACGGCGCGACAGGCAAGGCAAACAUUGUUUUUCACACGAGUGUACUGGCCAGCGCAUAAAAAUGUAAAGCGUAAAACGCUGUCAAGCCUCACCAACAGUCGUUUUUCGAUACUUGUCAGCGGUUUGCCGUUAAAAAAAUGCAGGCGAUUACUUUUCAAUUACUUUAUGAUUACUUCACUUUCAUUAUACCCAACAACAUAUUGUCUCACUAAAGGUGGUUGUAUGCGUGCGUAAUACAAGCAUACAACAAUUACGCUAAACUAUCAAGUAGUUGACUUUAAUUACCACUUAUUUCUUAAAAGUAAUUACCUAAACAAAACUUAUUUAUACCAAGUAAUUAUAUAUCGAGUGCAUGCAUUAGUGUUUAAUUAUUUGUGUUUAGCUUUUAUGUGCGUAUAUACAUAUAUAAUAACUGAAAAUACAUAAACAGUAUUUAUGAAUUAUAACUUGUCGCCAUUGUAAUGCAUUACUAAACCAAAUACAUAUACUUUAAAUACUUGUAUUGUAAUUAAUUGAAAUUUUCUCUAACCGUAUGCAUAUAAUUGUUAGUUCUAAUAAUUUAAGUAAUAUAUUAUUAACAAGCAGAAAAUGUAGCAUUACCAGCUGUCAUUAUAUAUGCAUUACUUUGCAUUACAUUAGAUAACCUUAGAUUACAUUUAAUUUUGUAGCGCGUAAAUCAUGUGCGCAUAUACUGUGCUUAUUUUAAAUGCAAUUACGUGCAUUAUAGUAGUGGUAAUGCUUUUUGCAUUACACCUUACAAUUACUUUGUAAUGCUCUUAUUUAUUAUAAACACACGAGCACAUAUUACUUUCGAUGUAUUCAAAUAUUUGUGUAUUUAUAUGAAUUGCAUAUUAAUUAACGCAUUAACGCAUUACCCAUUACAAUUAUAAUUACAAACCGGCGUCAAAGCAAAUGCCAGCAAAAAAAUAUAUAAAAUGCCAUACGUAGCAAUUAAAUGCAACAGUAAGUCACAAUGUGAUUAAAACCAAGCAAGCAAUUAAACUAAAGUAAUUCAAGUAAUGGAAAGUAAUUAGAUGGGUAUUUGUUAAAGGCAUAAUAAAUGUAAACUCAAAGUAAACGCAAAAUAGCAAAUAAAAGCUCUAAAGAGGCGAAUCAUGGCAACUCCGAGGAAGCUAAAGUGAAGCGGAAGCAAAGUUGAAAAGAGAGCGAGAAUUACAGCGAGUUGUGGUGCGGCGAGCGGAGAACAUCCUUAGAGCAAAGAGCGGAAGAGCAAGGUGUGAGUAAUGCAGCGAAAAUCAUGAAAACAAAGCUAAGAUAUAGCUAAGCAGAGCAAGUAAGCGUACUGUAAGCUCAUGUGGGAGUAUACUAUAUAGAUAAACUCUUUCUCUUCUUCUGGAUCACUCUCUCAAGCCAAACCUACGUGCUCUUCAAGUGACUAGUUAAUAGCCGAAGAUCACUUAUCCGAACAAAAACAAAGUUGUGAGCAACAUAAAUCCAUAUAUAUAUAUACAUACAUACAGACAACACGCAUACACACACAUAUAUAA